AUGCUAGUACUAAACGCUGCAGUUCAUACCAGCGUACCUUCAGAGACCUUGGCUGAGACAGGCGAAAGCGAAGCCAAGAAACCUCGCGUCGACGAUGAUAGGACAUCGACCUAUGACUUAAGUGAAGAAGAGAUUGAUUGUGAUGACACGCCGUUCACCUUCGUGACCUAUAAAAAGAAACGACCGGAGGGAAUUCCAGUCGUCUUUCGACCGUCAGAGGAAGGCAACAGCUUCUGGCAUGUGAAUGCAAACCGUGCUGCUUCGGAAAUUGUCUCAGCGGCAAAGGAAAAAGUGCAGUCGUUCCGCGUAAACAGAGAUGGGAGCUUUUCUGUCAGCGUUUCUUCUCUGUCAUCGGCAAAGCAUCUCCUAACGAUGAAUGAAGUGGCUGAAUUGGGAGUCAAGCCUUAUAUUCCAGCAUCUUAUGCGAGAAACGUCGGUAAGAUACGCCAUGUUCCACUUCAAUACACUCAGGAGCAACUGGUUGAUUUCUUGAAGGAUUUUGGUGUGACAUCUGCCAGCCGUCAGGCACGCUUCAAACGACAAGAUGGUGCGAUCGAAUCUCACCCUCUGAGAACUGUUGUACUGACCUUCAGAGAAGACAGGUCAAUGCCGGAAAGGGUGCAUCUGGGCUUCACGAGUCAUCCUGUGGAAGAAUACCUUGGUCCUGCCCUGAGGUGCUACAACUGCCAGAGAUUUGGCCAUUUAGCCAAGAACUGUCACAGUCCACGUCGCUCCAAAAUAUGCUCAGAGAACCACGACCACUCGGAGUGCAAGUCCAUGCUGCAGCCAAAGUGCACCAACUGUGGAGGAAAUCAUACAGCUUCCUACUCCGGGUGCCCUCAGAACAGAGCUGCAUCAAGAUUACGCAUGCACGAGUGGACAUAUGGAAGGCCGCCUCCACAUAAUGCGCCCCCACCUAACCCUGACACUGUAAGAUAUGCGGCUUCAAAUGCCUACGAAGAGCAGGAUCAAGCGGAUAAAAUGAGUUAUUCUACAGUCCUAAAGAAACCGAGCAGACAACCUCCGGUCAGCGAGCGACACGAUCUGCUCUCAGAGAAUGGUGCUCACCUCUCCCAGACACCACGGCAGACACCUCAUCAAACAUCACCCCAGCGAUUACCUAAGCGUUCGCUCCUGCCACAGAAACCAUCUCAGCGGUCAUCUGAUGCUCCUCCUCGACGGCCUGCUCCGACCCCGGACGGAGCUUCAGCGCCAGUUAAUGAUCACUCGUCUAUACCUCUCGCUCAGGUGAUCCUACCGAUGCUCUUCACAGCUCUUCGUGCAAUUCUCAGCGCCCUUCCACAAGCAAACAACCUACCGGAGGUAAAAGCAUUACUGUCAAUGGAGCCGUUAGUGCUCCCACAACCUCAGUCAGCUUCACGGCAGGCUUACUAUGAAUAG
Molecule: messenger RNA, 1401 nt
Organism: Rhipicephalus sanguineus (brown dog tick)
Lineage: Eukaryota; Metazoa; Arthropoda; Arachnida; Ixodida; Ixodidae
Exons: 1
Coding region: 1-1401 (466 amino acids)
Molecular function (GO): zinc ion binding; nucleic acid binding
Source: RefSeq, a predicted model, not a curated record